AUUGAUGGAGUGGAUGUGUAUUACUGUCAGUGUGAACUGGGAUGGACUGGUGCCAGAUGUGAAAUGAACAUUGAUGAGUGUUCUUCCAGUCCGUGUCUGAAUGGUGGCUCCUGUGUGGACUUGAUUGAUAAAUAUGCGUGUUUCUGCCUGGAUGGAUACACUGGAAAGAACUGUGACAUUGACAUAGACGUCUGUCUCGAAACCCCCACCAAUGUCACCCUGUGUUUAAAUGGAGGGACUUGUCUCGAUGGUCAAGGCUCCAAUUUCACCUGCAGUUGUCCAGCUGGUUUCAUAGGGGACUUCUGUGAGAUGGACGUUAAUGAAUGCUGUUCAGAUCCAUGUCUCCACGGGGCUAUCUGCCGAGACCUGCUUAAUGGAUACGUCUGCCACUGCAGGGCAGGUGAGUACAUUAACUAA
Oncorhynchus nerka (sockeye salmon) is the source of this 417-nucleotide messenger RNA. RefSeq names its product protein eyes shut homolog. Bases 64 to 417 code for a protein of 117 amino acids. NCBI's taxonomy places the organism in Eukaryota, Metazoa, Chordata, Actinopteri, Salmoniformes, Salmonidae. Gene Ontology annotation, molecular function: calcium ion binding. The transcript has 3 exons. The record is from RefSeq and is a predicted model, not a curated record.